This is a messenger RNA of Danio rerio (zebrafish), 4956 nucleotides long. It is a transcript of the gene brdt, whose product is annotated as bromodomain testis associated. NCBI's taxonomy places the organism in Eukaryota, Metazoa, Chordata, Actinopteri, Cypriniformes, Danionidae. Gene Ontology annotation, cellular component: nucleus. The record is from RefSeq and is marked validated.
GCGCAUUAGUUCAUUUUCACCUCCCCUCAGCCCUGCUCAGUGCUUUAUCAUUUCAUAGUUGUCUUAGUGAGAGUUUUCAAGCUGCAGAGAUGACCGAUGUUCAACUCUCGUCAGAAGCUGUCAACCAAAGCCACGGAAAAGAGACAAAAUGUAACCAUUUAGCAGACACUAAAGAGAAGAAUUGAGCUGUGGCGAUCGACAGAAUGUUCUAGAAGGGUCAUGUGAUGUCCGGAGACCAGUUAUGUCGCACUUUUAAAAAAAAUACUCUGACGUACGUCUGUGGAGUUCGACCGCCGUCGUACAAAUAAACGUGAUCAAUUGUAAAACACCGUUUCGGGUCGAAGUCAGGUAUAAAACGGGAAUGUUACUAAGGGGUACGUUUUAAAACAAUGUUUUCUCGGUUUUAAAGGCGCGAGGGGAAGAAGGGAGCACGUGAGGGGUCUUGUCCAAUGGGACUGGGCGCUUUCAGCAGGAGGGUAUAAAUACCAGGCGGUUGCCGUGAGAGACGUCCGCCAUUGAUGACUAACCUUUCACAGAAACGAGUUAUUUCAAACGUAUACAUGUUUAUGGUGUUAAUUUGGUCUGCUGGCUAAGAAGGCUUAGCUUAAAAUCUUUAAAUCGUUUUUCAGAGAGGUUUUUUUCGGGCUCAAAACAUCAACAAGAUCCUUCGGUUGGUGAAGUUUUCCAGCUAAGCUCCUUCUGCACUGCAGCGUCUGUCUCAGUUCGGCCGUUUAAACUUUCUUUGUUGUGCUCGAGACGGAAAGUGGCACAGACAGUGGAUCUGUAAUGCUCGCUGAGCUGCCUAGGUGUAGCGGCGAAAACCCUUUUCACACCGAUCAGCAUCACUCCCAGGAUCAGCUCAGGCUAUGUCUGAUGUGAAACCCCCACAGCAUUUCACCAUGAAUGGGAAUCCCCCUCCCCCAGAGUUCAAGAACCCCAAAAAGCCUGGCCGCCUCACCAAUCAUUUGCAAUAUAUAGAAAAAGUGGUGAUUAGGGCCCUGUGGAAACAUCAUUUCUCCUGGCCAUUCAGACAGCCAGUGGAUGCGGUCAGACUCAAUUUGCCAGAUUAUUAUACAAUCAUCAAAAACCCAAUGGAUUUGACCACCAUUAGAAAGCGUCUUGAGAACAAUUACUACUGGAAAGCGAUGGAGUGUGUUGAAGACUUUAACACCAUGUUUACAAAUUGUUAUGUCUACAAUCGGCCUGGGGAUGACAUUGUUCUGAUGGCUCAAGUGCUUGAGAAGCUUUUUUUGGAGAAGGUGGCAGAGAUGCCUGAGGAGGAGUAUGAGAUUUCUGCUCUGACAACUAAAGGUCCAGUAAAAGGCGCAAGAAAGUCUACAAUAGGGUUAAAGAAGAGGCCACCGUCUCCAAUGUCUGAGGUUGUUUUCCAGCAAACCGUGACCGUCAUCCCUCCGGAUGCUCUUCACACAAUUCCUUCUGCUCCCCUGUCUGCACAGCUCACAGCAAAAUUAAAAAAUGGCGUGAAAAGAAAAGCAGACACUACGACCCCUUCUGCCUCUUCCAUCCCCAGCUGCGAGUCAUCACCUUGUGUAACAGAACCAAAAGUCCUUAAGUUAUUCUCCAGACGAGGCAGUGGACGACCCAUCAAACCUCCAUGCAAAGACCUUCCUGAAUCCCCACCACAGCAUCAGGUGGGCCGAAGGACCAAACUCUCAGAGAGACUCAAAUACUGCAAUGCCAUCCUAAAAGAGAUGUUUUCCAAAAAGCAUUCAGCUUAUGCCUGGCCCUUUUAUAAACCUGUGGAUGCUGAGACACUUGGUCUUCUUGAUUAUCAUGAAAUCAUCCACCAACCCAUGGAUAUGAGCACCAUCAAAAAAAAAAUGGAAGCUCGCGAAUACACAGAUGCACUGCAGUUUGCUGCAGAUAUGCGGCUCAUGUUCUCAAACUGCUACAAAUACAAUCCACCCGGCCAUGAGGUAGUGAGCAUGGCAAGGAAACUCCAGGAUGUUUUUGAGUUUCGCUUCUCCAAGAUUCCUGAUGAGCCGAAGAAUGCAAACCCAGUCUCUAGUCACAACAGAGUAAAGAAAGAAAGAGCACGCAGUCCAUCCAGCUCUGAAAGCAGUGACAGUGAAUCAUCGUCUCCUGAAAACUCCUCUGACACUGAAGAGGAGGAUGAAGAGGAGAGAGCGCACAGGCUUGCCAGUCUGGAAGAACAGCUGAAAGCAGUACGAGAGCAGCUGCAGUUACUGACCCAGACACCUCUAUUGAAACCAAAGAAAAAAGAAAAAUCCAAGAAGAAGAAAAAGAAAGAGAGGGAGUCCAGUAAACGAAAAGGUGAAGAAAUGAAGAAACCAGCAAAAAUACUGAAGCGCUCAAGCAGCAGCAAGUCAUCAGGGCGGAAAGAGAGUAGAGCAUGUGACUCUGAGGAGGAGAUGAACACUUUGCCUAUGUCUUAUGAAGAGAAACGCCAACUAAGUCUAGACAUUAACAAGCUUCCUGGAGACAAACUUGGGAAAGUAGUGAACAUCAUCAAGGCACGAGAACCCCUGUUAAGGGACACAGACCCUGAAGAGAUCGAAAUCGACUUUGAGACUCUCAAACCAUCAACUCUUCGAGCUCUUGAGUGCUAUGUUGUGGGUUGUCUCCGGAAAAAAACUAAAGAAACCAACAAAAACAAGCCCCCAAAGAAGUCUAAAAUCAAGGAAAAGGAUAAAGACCUACAACACGCAACUGGAGAACAAAACUCUCAUAAAAAGACCAAAAUUGAAACUGAUGGGGAGAUUAAAGACACGACCCAUCCUUCUCGUCUGAGUGACAGCAGCAGCAGCUCGUCCAGCUCUGACAGCAGUAGUAGUGACUCUAGCUCCUCUGAUAGCUGUGACUCUGAUUCAGAACAGAAAACUAAGAGGAAGCAAAGCAAAGGCCCUGGUCAUGCCAACAAAAUUAAAAAGAAGGCAUUGCGGCAGGCCAAUGCUGAGGUAAAGGACUCUUCUUCUGCCUCAGGCGUGAUGUGCCAGUCUCGCCCAUCCUCACUAGUCUCAGAGACAGGCUCCAAAGACCUGUUUGCAUCACAACACGCAAAGCAUCCUGUCGAGGACAUCACAGCAAUCACAGGCAUCCCACCACUUCUGUCACCUUUGACCUCACCUUCUGCAGCCAUGCCUGCCACAGGAUCCCAGUCUACCUCCAGUUCCCAGUUUGAGCAAUGCAGGUUGUUGUCACCCCUCCAUGAGAGUCCAUUAGCCAGUAUGAGGAAUGAGCAGGACUGCCCAGAGACACCAGAAGAGUCCUCCGUUCAUCUGCACAAAAUACAUGGAGCUAAACAUGAUGACAACGAGCUAUGCAAGUCUAUUCAAGAUGCCAAAUCCAACCUGCCUAAAAAGGAUAUUGUUCUGAAGCAUGCUGACUCUUGGACGAGCCUUGGUAAGCUGGCUACUCAAACUCCUUGCACCAUCAAAUCAUCCAAAGAAAGUUUCCAGCAGUUUCGCAAAGUUGCCAUGGAGAAAGAGGAGCGGGAGAGAGCUCGAAAGCUGCAGUUGGAGGCUGGUAGAGAGAAGAGCAGCACAGACAAAAGCUGUUUGACGCAGCAGCCCCAGAAGGCUAAGCUGGAGUGCCAGCCUUCAAAGCCAGAAGUGGAGUCAGCAGAGUUGCCUCUGAUGGCGGCCAUCUUGGACACCCCCAAAGCCCCUGAGCCCAGUUCUGUUCUGCAGAACUCUGUUGACCGAGAACGAGAGAUGGCACGCAAGAGAGAACAAGAGCGCCGCAGGAGAGAGGCUAUGUCAGGAGUCAUUGACAUGACCAUGCAAAGGGACAUAAUGGCGACCUUUGAGAAGAACUUGGAGUAAUUUAUGAACAAAUUUAAAAAAGAAAAGAAAAUGCUUGUUUGUAUUGUGUUGCUGUUCAGUGAACAGUGUACGCUCUCUUUUCCCUUCCCUUACUUGCUCCACGAGUCCUGGUGACUGAAACGGGUGAAAAUACUGCAAUACAGCUGCAUCACUUUACAUUUGUACUAAAAUAACUCUUGUAAAAAAAAAAAAAAAUGAAAACAGUAGUGGACUGUGUACGAUGUUGUAAGACCAAUAUCUGCAUCAUUAAUAGUGUUUGAGUGUGUAUUCUUGAGUUUGUGUUAUUUUGAAAAAAUGCCUGCACUGAAUUGCUGCCGAAUGUGAGAAACGGAGGCAGUUGAGAAUGAGAGAAUGAGAAUGUUUCACAACCCUUUCUUGUGUUCCUUAACUUUUGUUAUUCUGCAUUUGUUUUAUACCGAAGAAUGUUUACUUCUCUUGAUUAUUGUUAUUGCAAUCACAAUCUUUGACACAUUCCAUCGACUCUGCUGUAUGAAUAUUGCGUAGCUGGUCGUCUUGCGCUAGCUGUUGUCAGGUCUGUAAGGGAUAUUCCUGUGCAGGGCUUCGUGCCUGUUUAUUCUGUUAGCUCAUAUGUGUUUGACUUGAUGCAGCAAUUUAAACCGGAUAUAUGCUGGCUGCGUUAAGAUUGUCCUGUUUGAUUUUCUUUUUAUAUAAAUAUAUAAAUGGUAAAACAUUUCUCUAGUGUCAGAAAUGUAACAUAUGCAUGUGUAUGAAUAUAUAGCAUUUUGUUGCUGGGGACAAUUAUUUUUCCCCUCUAGAUGUCCGCCUUUUGAAGAAUCAGACUUAUUUAGAAGAGUUAUUGCACUUCCUGUAUAUUUGUAUCCACGUGGAAGUGCAGUGCCAUAAAGUUUCUCUCUCAGAGAUGACUAGGCAGUUCUCUGUGCCUGAAGUCUGUGUUUUCUCCAGAGCCGUGUUGAUUCCGAGGUGUGAUCUGGUGAUUUGUACUGCACUGAAGACAUGUUCAGAAUCAUUUCUCUUGACUGUAAUGGUUGUGGCAGUUUUCAUCACAAGCACUUUAUUCAUUAAACCACCAUGCUGAGGUGUCACAUGCUAUUGAGGGAAAUACUAAUAUAUUAUUUCAAAGAAAUCACAUUCUAAAAGUUAAAUUAAUUAAACAAGUAUUUUCAUUAAA